AUGGUUGCAAACUCCACGGCUCAUAUUAAUAAGUUUUUGUAUGGAGCAUCAGAUUUGGGGAAAACUGAGUUCAGAAAUUUGAUGUUACUUGGAGAUAUGAACAUCUCUAGGCUUAUGAAACAUGCUCAGCAUGUUGAGGGUGAUAAUCUUAGGGAACAGGAUAAGGAAAAUAAGAAGGCUAGAACUGGGAACCAAGACUAUUCUCAGGUUGUUGAAAUCGUUCGCAGGGUCAGCAGAAGUUUUCGACUCCAGCCCCUUCAUCAGCUAGUGUUCCAUCCUCCAAGAACAGGAAAAGAGGGAUGUUUUGGGUGCAUUCAGUCUGGUCACAGGUUUAGGGAUUAUCCUUCUAGACAAGGUCAAAGAGGUGGAAAUGGUAGAGCUCAGUCUACAACAUUAGCAGCACCAGCAAGUCGCCCAACUCAGCAAGGUAACUUAUCUGGUACAGGUGGCGGUUAG
Molecule: messenger RNA, 456 nt
Organism: Solanum lycopersicum (tomato)
Lineage: Eukaryota; Viridiplantae; Streptophyta; Magnoliopsida; Solanales; Solanaceae
Source: RefSeq, a predicted model, not a curated record